CCAGGAAGAUUUUGGAGGUGGAUCAUUUGACGAGGAAACAAAAUCUCAGACCCUGAGAAACGAGUUCGGCAUCUCUCCAUGAUUGUUUCCAGAAGUAAGAUAUAAGGAGUCUGGAUGAGCCAUAUCAUUGCCCUUGGUUCUGAAGAAAUAUGUUAUGUUGUGUUGUCAUUAUGUUGAUGUGAUUUUGACUAACAUAUACAUCAGUGAGAAACAUGGCCGGUCAAGAUUCAGGAAAAAUAUUAAAGUACUUUGCAGGAAUCAUAAUGAUGCUCCUGCUGACCCAUGAAUGUGUUGUGGAAACACUUGAUUUCCCAGAAACAAGUAUAGAUUUAGAGUUUAACGUUGAUGGGCAACUGCAUCAUAGAUUACCAAGAAGCGCAGUCUGGUUUACAGUUAAAAUGUCAAUGAAAUUAGAUGAAGAUUUUGAUACCAGUCUCAGCGACCCCAAUGAAGAGAAGUACCAACGCUAUGCUGGUGAUAUUCAGUCAGUGAUUAACACAACUUACCACACUGUGCCUACGUUCAAAGGUUCAGUACGUGUCACUGGCUUCAGGCCUGGUAGCAUUAUAGUAGACUAUGAAGUAUCUUCAACAAUCAGCAGCGCAGCUACUUUUGCAGAUACAAACAAUGAGGUUGCCAAAAAUCUCAAAUCCAGUGGAUAUCCUGUAGCUGUGGAUGCUUUUGCUGAAAGUGAACAAACCAGGUUUUCCUCUACACCAUGGUAUCCUGAGCAAGAUAUGAGACUGGAAUGUAAACGCCCAGUUUCUGUUCUUGGUGACAUAAGUUGGAAAUGGAAUGAUGACGUUAUAAUACAGAACGAAAAAUACUCCAUUACUACUUCAGAAGAUGGUAGCAUUCUCACUGUGAAAAAAGUUGAUGAGAAAGACAAAGGUAAAUACGAAUGUAUCAUUAAAAGGGAAAUAAAUUACAUUCUGUGGCAAGAUAUAGUUAUUGCACCACUUCCCAAUAUUAAUGUGGGUCAAAACGAAAGACAGUUUCAGUGUAAGGAUCAGACCGUGGAGCUGAUAUGCUGCGAACCAAACUAUGCUGUGGUGUGGAAUACUGAUGAUCAAGAGAUAUCUCCAGACGGGUGUGCCACACUAAACCAUGAAAUCAAGAGCACAGAUUGUGAUACUGAAGAAUUUACAUGCCGACUUAGAAACUCUGCUCUUCAAGACUUCUCUUAUGGCCAGAGCAAAGUCAGAAUUCAGAAAGUCAAAGAGGUGUUGACCUGUAUCAAUAAAACACUUGGAGAUGGAAAAGAAGAUGACAUUGUGAAAGGACCCUGUGAAAAAGGCAAAGAAGGCACUAUAACUUAUCAAUGUAAAUCAUCUGAAUGGUUGGAGACUGUCAGGGACUGUAUACUUCAAGUUAUCAUAGAAAUUGAAAAGAAAGUUGAGAAUUUGGUUCCACAAGAGAUACCCGAGGUUAUUAGUCAGCUUAGCACUGCUACAGUGGACAAUAAAGACGAGAUAACACAGUCUUCUGUGACUGUCGAAAAAAUUGUUGACAUACUUGUAAGAAUUGCUGAGGUCUCACAAUCCAUUGUCAUCGGUGAGCCUGUGAUGAAGGGUUUCCUUACGGCAGUGAAUGUCCUUGUUUCAGAAGGAAGCAGUUCAUCAUGGACAGAAUUGAAUGCCAACAACACAUCAAACGCCAGUGUUGCACUUCUGAGCGCUAUUGAGAAUAUAAGCGACCGUCUCACAGAUGACAAUUUUACAAUAAUUGAAAAAUCUAUUGAGUUGAAUAAAAUUUUAACAACCAGCUCCUCAUAUAGUCAAAAAUCAAAACUCGAAAACUCAGCUACUGAGAUUCUGAUACCACAGAUUCCUGUGUCCACCUCCAUAACCACCACAAUCUUCACAACUCUUGAUAAUGUCCUACCUACUCGUAAUACUAGCAAUAAAAAUGACACUAAUAAUAACGUGCGCAUCAACGGAGAUGUGGUUGUUGUUAAAGUGAGCCCAGUGGUUAACAACAUUUCUUUUGCGUUUGACAUUGCGAAUGCCUCUUUGGGAAAUCCUCAAUGUGUCUUUUGGAACUUCAGUCUUGACGCAUGGGAUUCCAAUGGAUGUGAAGUAAAGCCCUCAGUGAAUCAAACUGGCAAGAUAACAUGUGAAUGCAACCACACAACCUCCUUUUCAAUCCUAAUAUCACCGUUUUCACCGUUUUUACCGUUGUCACCAAAAGGCAAAGCCUUAGCCUAUAUAACAUACAUUGGUGUAACUAUUUCAAUGGCCAUCUUGAUUUUGUGCCUCAUUAUCGAGAUUAUCGCGUGGAAGUCAAUGACAAGAAAUGACACAUCCUACAUGCGACAUGUGUCCAUAGUCAACAUUGCCGUGUCCCUGCUGAUCGCAAACAUCUGUUUUAUCAUUGGAGCCGCAGUCGCAGAACAAGAGCAGCCAACAUCAGUGGGUCGCUGCAGUCCAGCGGUUUUCUUCAUGCACUUUUUUUACCUGGCUCUUUUCUUCUGGAUGUUAAUUUCAGCGCUGUUGCUCUUUUACCGGACAGUCAUGGUCUUGUCCCAAAUGUCAAGGGCCAGAAUGAUGGCCAUUGCCUUCAUAGUCGGUUAUGGUGCGCCUUUGCUCAUAGCGGUCAUUACUGUUGCGUCGACAGCUGGACCUGAGGAAUAUAUCACGAAAGAAUUAGCAUGCUGGCUGAACUGGAAUGAAUCUAAGGCCCUGCUGGCAUUUGUGAUUCCAGCUCUCACUAUUGUAGCCAUAAACCUUGUGGUUUUGAUUGUGGUUCUGUAUAAGAUGUUGAGAAGAGGAGUUGGUGCCACAACUCAGCCGGAUGAGAAACAUGCCCUGGUGGUCAUUGCCCGGUGUGUGGCCAUAUUGACUCCUAUCUUUGGUCUAACUUGGGCAUUUGGAAUUGGAACCAUGUUUUCCUGUAACUGUGGCAUUCAUGUGGUGUUUGCACUCCUCAAUUCACUGCAGGGAUUCUUUAUAUUGGUGUUUGGAACGCUUUUAGACAGCAAGAUCCGUGAGGCACUGGUAGGAAAGCUGUCACUAAGGAACCUUACCAGCUCUAACCCUACCAGGAGGACUGGUGCAGGACUAUCAUCUUCAAAUGGGCCGGGUUUCUUUCAAAUGAUGGAUAUGUACAACGUUUCUGAAGCCAGCUCAGCAUCUUCAAGAAGCUCUGGUGACUUAGGUACUUAUAUGAAUGCAUAAUCAGCUCACUAACUAUUACUUUAUUGAAUAUUAAACAGCCUUUUCCAAACAAGUUUUCUAUACUGCAAGAAUGUAAACUGUACAAUCUGUUACUUAUUUAUGGGAAGAAGUGUUUCUAUGUUCUGAAGUAUGAAUAAAAGUGGAUUAUAAUUUACAGAUCUAAUGUUUAAUAUGGGAUAUGUUUCAUUAUAAUGCUGUGAUUUGCAUGAUUGAUGCACUCAUUUAUAACAG
This is a messenger RNA of Pimephales promelas (fathead minnow), 3407 nucleotides long. RefSeq names its product adhesion G protein-coupled receptor F5-like. The record is from RefSeq and is a predicted model, not a curated record. Gene Ontology annotation, molecular function: G protein-coupled receptor activity. Gene Ontology annotation, cellular component: membrane. Lineage: Eukaryota; Metazoa; Chordata; Actinopteri; Cypriniformes; Leuciscidae. Gene Ontology annotation, biological process: adenylate cyclase-activating G protein-coupled receptor signaling pathway; cell surface receptor signaling pathway.